UAAAACUACUUUGUCAUCAGUAUUAGUGCAGCCCUCUGUAUCUAGUGCUAAAUGGUUUUGUAUUUUCAGCAAAUUCCCUUCAGCGAUUGACUGUGUCUCUGGCAGCUCUAUUGUCCUUCGGUGCUGUGAUCCCCUGGUGCCUGAACGCAACAGAAACACAUCUGUCUAUGGUAGUGAAACAGCUUGUCUGUCCUGGUAUAACUGAGCCUCAAAGUAUUUUGUAGGUGAAAAAUACAAAAAGGUACAGAAUGUACAGCUUUAUGGGAGGUGGAUUGUUCUGUGCUGGAGUUGGAAAUAUACUGCUUGUGGUCUCCACAGCCACAGAUUACUGGAUGCAGUAUCGCCAGGCCAGCGGUUACAUGCACCAAGGCCUGUGGCGCUACUGCAUGCCAGGAAAAUGCAUGAUACACUCUGACAGUAUUGCUUACUGGGAUGCCACACGUGCAUUCAUGAUCCUGGCCAUUAUGGCAUGCUUCUUUGGCCUGCUGAUAGGCAUCAUGGCUUUCAUUAACUACAGCUCUUUCGGUGGAUUCGACAAAACAUUUGCUGCUGGAAUUCUCUAUUUCAUGUCAUGCUUUUUUGUGCUUUUGGCAAUGGCUAUAUACACUGGGGUGACCGUGAACUACUAUGGGAAGCGUUAUGGAAACUGGAGAUUCUCCUGGUCAUAUAUAAUGGGCUGGGUGUCAGUGGUGCUUACAUUCUUUUCAGGUAUAGCAUAUUUUAGACAUAUACUACAUACAUUUUUUGACGGAAACACUUCUUGGUCAAUAAAAUGGUUACCAGAGACUCAUUAUGUCCCAUUUAUUGCAGGUAUAUUCUACAUGUGUGCUUAUCGGAUGCACGGUCCAAUAGGCCCGAUGUCCCGCUGAGGCAUCUCAUCCUAGACAUUCAGUCUACAUGUGAUUCACCAUCCCGACUCUUGAUGCCAAGAUUUUAAUUCAUAUAGUUACCUCAUGAUUAAUAGAUAAAUAAUUGUGAAAAGAGAUUUUGAUUCACAAUAAAGCAAUCCUAGAGAAUAUAGUGUUGUGGCCUAGUUCUAUUACUGCAUCAGUCUAUUUAU
This is a messenger RNA of Silurus meridionalis, 1060 nucleotides long. RefSeq names its product lens intrinsic membrane protein 2.3 (gene lim2.3). The transcript has 4 exons. NCBI's taxonomy places the organism in Eukaryota, Metazoa, Chordata, Actinopteri, Siluriformes, Siluridae. Gene Ontology annotation, molecular function: structural constituent of eye lens. The record is from RefSeq and is a predicted model, not a curated record. Gene Ontology annotation, cellular component: plasma membrane. Bases 249 to 869 code for a protein of 206 amino acids.